AUGACCUUUGUCCCUCAUCAUCGCAAAACCGUCGCGCAUUUCCCGACGUUUUCCCCUUUCCUUUUCCUUUUCUUCACGUCCCUUCUCAACCUCACUCCUUCGACGCAAACGCAAAACCAGACUCAUUGGACUAGGACGGACAAAGUCUCCACUUCCGAUGAUGCAAGUCGCAGAAAAAAAAUAUUAGCCGUGCUCUUGAAUUUGUCUCCACCAACUUUGAUUUAUCAAUUUCCUGACUGCGACAGUGACGAGGAUGAGGAAUUCAAACAGCAAGAUAAAGAAUUGAAGGCCUGUGUACCUUUUGCAGUUGUUGGCAGUUCGACAGUAUUGGAAGUUGCUGGCAGAAAAGUUCGUGGACGUCAAUAUCCAUGGGGCGUUGUCGAAGUGGAGAAUCCGAAACAUAGCGAUUUUGUGAAAUUAAGAACGAUGUUAAUAUCAACACACAUGCAAGAUUUGAAAGAUGUGACGCAGGAUGUCCACUAUGAAAAUUUCCGGGCCCAAUGCAUUUCCCAAAUAUCCCAGCAGGCUAUCCGGGAAAGGAGUAAACUAAAGCGAGACUCUGGUCCACAUUUCGAGAAUAGUAUAUCGGAAACCGACAGGCUGCUUUUGCAAAAGGACGAAGAGAUACGAAGAAUGCAGGAUAUUUUGGCACAAAUGCAAGAAAAGCUGAAGGCAACAGGACAAGUGGGGGGAGUUGGAAUGAGGAGACGUGUUGGAAGUCUAGGAAACGAUCUGGACGCGACUGAUGUAGACAAAAAGCGAAACAGUAUUAUUGACGUUUAAAUGCAUUGCAACACUCUUUCCGAUCAGCUCAAGUUUAAUGAUUGUAGAGAAAAUUUUUUUAAUUGGUAUAAGAAUCUAGGUUUUUUUUAUUUUUGUAAAUUUUAAUAGCUUUUCAAAUAAUAAGGAAUCUUAACACAUUUUAGCCAAGUGUGACUGACGCGUCAGUCAUGGCGAGUCCAGUUAGUCAGUCUGGGCCGAAACGUGCUCGGUUUCGCUUUAUUCAAAAAGCUAUUAAUAUUUACAAAAAAUAAAAAAAUUCUAGACCCUUUUGAAAGUUAAAAAAACAAAUUUAUAAAGGACACGUUUCGUACCAGGCUGACUGACGCUUCAGUCAUGCCGAGUCCAGUGAGUCAGUGUGGACGAAACGUUUUAAGUUUGGUAUUAUUUAAAAAGCUAUUCACUUUUACAAGAAAUUUUUUUUGCCCUGAUGCAAGUUAAAAAACAAAUUAAAAAACGCGUUUUUUUCAGGACUGAUUGGCGCGUCAGUCAUGGCAAGUCUAGUUGAGUCAGCCUUGAACGAAACGUGUUAAAUUUCAUAUUAGAUCGUGUAAGAAUUAAAAAAAUUAGACCCUAAUUAAAAUCAAAAGAAAAGUAAAAAAAAUUUCCUCAUAGGUUGACUGACGAGUCAGUGAUGACGAGUCCAAUAAGUCAGCCUGGAUGAAACGUGUCAAAUUGCGUAUUAUUUAAAAAGCUAUUCACUCUUACAAGAAUUAACAAAUUUUGACCCUAAUUCAAGUAAAAAAAAGUUUCGUCCCAGCCUGACUAACGCCUCAGUCAUGACGAGUCCAGCGAGUCAACCUGGGCCGAAAAUUGCUAGGUUUCGUGUUAUUCAGAAAGCUAUUAACAUUUACAAAAAUAAAAAAGUUUUAGACCCUAAUGCAUGUUUGAAAAAAAAAUUGAAAAAAAACACGUUUCGUCCCAAGAUAACUGCCGCGUCAGUCAUGAAGAGUAGUGAAUCAGCCUUGGACGAAACGUGUUAGGUUUCGUAUUAUUUGAAAAACUAUUGACUCGUAUUAGAAUUAAAAAGUGUUGACUCUAAUUCAAGUCAAAAGAAAAAAAGUAAAACAAAAAAGUUUCGUCCAAGUUUGACUGACGCGUCGGUCAUGGCGAAUCUAGUAAGUCAGCCUGGACGAAACGUGUCAAGUUACGUGUCAUUUAAAAAGAUGUACACUUUUAAAAGAAAUUUAAAAGUUUUAAACCCUGAUUAAAGUCAAAAGAAGAAAGUAAAAAAAAAACGUUUCGUGCAAGGCUGACUGACGCGCCUGUCAUGAAUAAUCCAGUAAGACAUCAUAGAACGAAACGUACUUCGUUUCAUAUUAUUUCAAAAUAUUUCUUUAGCUAACAUCACGGACUUGGAUCUUUUUAAUUCUUGUGAGUUUCAAUAUCUUUUCAAAUAAUUUGAAACCUAAUCAGUUUCGUGAACAGAUGACUGAUGCGUCAGUCAUGGCGAUUCCAGUAAGUCAGCCGGGGCCGAAACGUGUUUGGUUUCGUAUUAUUCGAAAAACUUUUUUAAAAGAACUUUCCUCUGGCUAAACACGGUUCAUCCUAGGCUGACUCACUGGACUCUUCAUGGCUGACGCAUCAGUCAUCCUUGGAUAAAGCGUGUUAGGUUUCCAAUUAUUUAAAAAUAUAUUGACUCUUAUGAAAAUAAAAACUUCUAGACCCUAAUGCAGGUAAAAAAAUCCUUUCAUGAAAACUUUGCAAAUAAUACGAAAUUCAUUACGUUUCGUCCUAAGAUGACUGACGCGUCAGUUACGGCCAGUCUAUAAGUCAGUCUGGGUCGAAACUUGUUUGGUUUCGUAUUAUUCGAAAAGCUUUUAUAAAAGAACUUUCCUCUGGUUAAACACGGUUCAUCCUAGGCUGACUCACUGGACUCUUCAUGGCUGACGCGUCAGUCAUCCUUGGAUAAAGCGUGUUAGGUUUCCAAUUAUUUAAAAAUAUGUUGACUCUUAUGAAAAUAAAAACUUUUAGACAUAAUGCAGGUAAAAAAAUCCUUUCUUGAAAACUUUGCAAAUAAUACGAAACUUAUUACGUUUCGUCCUAAGAUGACUGACGCGUCAGUUACGGCGAUUCUGUAAGUGAGUCUGGGCCGAAACGUAUCAGGUUUCAUAAUAUUUAAAAAGCCUUUGACGCGCUCAAGAAUAAAAGAAGCUUAGAGGCUCAUGCUGAUUAAAAACAACUUUUUUACAAUUAUUAUGCUGGAGCAAAUUGAAAAACGACAUAUUUCGAUAAAUCAACAAAGAUGUCAUUUAAGCAACUGAAGUAUAAUCAUAACUUAUAGGUAUUUGCGUGCAUCAUAAUAAUAGAUGCGCCUAAUAAAUUCUUCUCGUUAUCCCAUUAUAUUCUACGUUUUUAAACAAAUUUACUUAGAGAUUUGAAUAAAAUAUUUUAAAAUUAAUUAUUUAAAAAUAAGAUUCUACUCAGAAAAUAUUUAGAAUUUCGAAAAUAUCAUUAAGAAAAGACUAGUCAUGAAACAGAAGAAAAGUGAGUUGGGCAACCAGGGUGAAGUGAGGAAACUUUAUGUACAAUUGUUCUUCUAUUAUUUUUAAUUUGUUGUUGUUCAGUCCAAUUGAAUGAAUUAUUGUAAAAUAGGAUGAUACGUAUAAAUCGCACAAGUGUUUAGUACUCCUCUCAACAAGACAUUAAAUAAGCAGCGAACAUAUUUGUAGAACUUUUCCAGGUUUUUAGACAGAAUUUUUUAUAAUCGAUAAAAGUAACUUUGAAAUAUUAUUUUCAAAUAAGUUAGAAGUACUUAAUGCGGAAAACUCCCGAUAAGAGUGGACUGAAAUAUAUAUUGUUUCUAAACACAAA
Molecule: messenger RNA, 3594 nt
Organism: Belonocnema kinseyi
Lineage: Eukaryota; Metazoa; Arthropoda; Insecta; Hymenoptera; Cynipidae
Product: septin-4-like
Exons: 6
Coding region: 1-783 (260 amino acids)
Biological process (GO): regulation of exocytosis; cytoskeleton-dependent cytokinesis
Cellular component (GO): septin ring; cell division site; microtubule cytoskeleton
Molecular function (GO): molecular adaptor activity; GTP binding; GTPase activity
Source: RefSeq, a predicted model, not a curated record